This is a messenger RNA of Asparagus officinalis (garden asparagus), 963 nucleotides long. Its product is annotated as alpha-L-arabinofuranosidase 1-like. The transcript is spliced from 6 exons. The coding region runs from base 1 to 948 and encodes 315 amino acids. Lineage: Eukaryota; Viridiplantae; Streptophyta; Magnoliopsida; Asparagales; Asparagaceae. Gene Ontology annotation, molecular function: alpha-L-arabinofuranosidase activity. The record is from RefSeq and is a predicted model, not a curated record.
AUGAGAGGGCGCUAUCUCCGGCUUCUUCUUCAUUCAGAAAUCAGAAUUCGAUCGAGGCUUCACCCAGGGUUAGGGUUCGAGAGCUCAGAGCCAAAGGUCAGGUAUUUUGCUCAGAGCCAAAGGUCAGUGUACAAGGAGAUUAUGAUCGGCCUUCAGAGGACAACUUCUGGUGUCUUGUUUUGUGCUCUGUUCUUGAUAUCAGCUUAUUGUCAGAUCUUUGCCUAUGAUUUGGAAGUAAAUCAGACAGCAUUCCUCAAGAUAGAUGCAUCACCACAAUCAGGGCGGAAGAUUCCUGACCAUCUAUUUGGUAUAUUUUUUGAGGAGAUCAACCAUGCAGGAGCUGGUGGGAUAUGGGCAGAGCUUGUCAGCAACAGAGGAUUUGAAGCUGGAGGGCCAAACACUCCUUCAAACAUUGAUCCAUGGGGCAUCAUUGGGAAUGAAACUUUCAUUAAUGUGUUAACUGAUCGGUCAUCUUGUUUCAACCGUAACAAAGUUGCCCUUCGUAUGGAAGUUCUUUGUGACCCGGUGGGAUGCCCAGAUAGUGGUGUUGGCGUAUAUAAUCCCGGAUAUUGGGGCAUGAAUAUUGAACAAGGGAAGACAUAUAAAGUUGUUCUUCACGUUAUGUCAUCUGGCUCAUUGAACUUAUCAGUUUCUCUUACGAGUUCAGAUGGAAUGCAGACCCUGGCUUCUAAUAAUAUAAUAGCUUCAGCUUCACAAGUGUCAAAUUGGACAAAAAUAGAGUUUCAGUUGGAAUCGAAAGGAACAAAUAGUAAUUCCAGACUUCAGUUAACGACCAAUCACAAAGGAGUUAUCUGGUUGGAUCAAGUAUCAGUGAUGCCUACAGACACCUAUAAGGUAGAUAGUAUAUACUUGAUGCAAAUAAUUAGAUUUCUAGUUCCAUGCAAACAAUUACCCUCUUUUGUUCACGAUUGUUUUACUAGUAGGUGAUUAUUCCUUUUUUUC